GAGAAAGACAAGAGCUUCGAAGCAUUUCAAUGGCGCUUCGCGCCCUGAGAUCAGGCCAUGGGCUUCUCCAAGCCAUCAGGUACUCUCUCCCCUCCUCUCCUCUUGCCCUGAAUCUUCCCAAAUCCGCAAUCUCCUCCCUCUCCGAACAAUCCGUUUUUGAAGAGCUAUGCGAGCUCCUUCCGAUCAAUCUCAAGCCUCUAAACUGUCGCCCUAUUGCACGAGAACCAGUUCUUGAGACUGAUCUGUCUAGGGUUUCCGAUGGUCUCCUCUCUCCUGCCGAGAAGCUUCGGGGAGUCUUCCUUCAAAAACUUACAGGCGUAUCCGUUGUUGAGUCUGCCCUCUCCUCCACCGGCGUUGAUCUCAACCUUGAGAUCUUCGCUGAUGUUGUUGAUAAGGGGAGCUUAGGAGGAGCCCCGAUGGUCGUUCUCUUUGAUUGGGCUUUGAAACAACCGAGAGUCUCAAAAUGCGUCGAAAUUUAUAAUGUGAUUCUCAAAGCUUUGGGAAGGAGAAAGUUCUUUACUUUCGUAGACGAGGUUUUGAUCCGGAUGAAGGCUGAUGAGAUAAAGCCUAAUUCGGAAACUCUAGAGAUAUUGAUUGAUAGCUUCGUUAGUGCUCGUAGGGUAUCCAAAGCAAUGGAAUUGUUUGGAAAAUUGGAAGAGAUUGGAUCAAAAUGUGACACUGAAUCUCUAACUAUAAUUAUGAGAAGUCUUUGUCACCGGUCCCAUAUUAGAGUUGCAAACUCCUUGUUUAACAAGAUGAAGGGGAGAAUUCCGUAUGAUAGUGUAGUGUAUAAUGAGAUCAUUGGAGGGUGGGCGAGGUUUGGUAGAGUGGAUAAAGUUGAGACCUUUUGGGCGACAAUGGUAGAUGAUGGGUUCAAUCCUGAUAAAGUGAGUUUUGCUCAUCUCCUUGAGGCAUUAGGCAGGGCUGGCCGGAUUGGUGAUGCCGUCGAUGUUUUUGAGCAGAUGAAAAGAGAGGUUUGUUGUAGGGAUACUGCCCAUUACAAUGCGAUGAUUUCUAAUUAUAUUUCAGUCCGUGAUUUGGAUGAAUGCUUGAAGUAUUACAAACGCAUGCCAGUAGAUGGAUGUUUACCAGAUAGAGACACCUAUGACAACUUGAUUAGUGCUUUUAUUAAGGUUCGAAGAGUAGCUGAUGCUCUUGAGCUGUUCGAUGAGAUGCUAGGUCAAGGGAUUUAUCCUAGUACUGGGAUGGUUACUUCUUUUAUCAAGCCUUUGUGUAGUUUUGGUCCUCCUCAUGCUGCUAUGGUGAUUUAUAAAAAGAGCAGGAAAGCAGGAUGUAAGAUAUCACUUAAAACUUAUAAGCUUCUCCUCUUCAGGCUUUCCAGAUUUGGUAAAUGUGGUACAGUGCUUAAGGUGUGGGAGGAGAUGCAAGAUAGUGGUCAUGCCUCUGAUAAGGAGGUUUAUGAAUAUAUUGUAGAUGGGCUUUGUAAUAUAGGGCGUGUUGAUAGUGCCGUAUUGGUAGUGGAGGAAUCAUUGCGAAAAGGCUUUUGUCUUAGCAAGUUUGUUUAUAGCAAAUUGAACAAUAAGUUACUGGAAAUGAACAAAGUUGAGACUGCUUACAAGCUCUUUCUUAAGGUUAAAGAUGCACGUGGUCUCGCUAAUUCACAGAGGUUUUGGCGUGCAAGAGGGUGGCAUUUUUGAACUUGGUUUAACAGGGUUAAUCAAAUGUUAGUCAUGGAAGUUCAAUGAAAUGUUCUAAAUUAAAAAUCCUUCCACACAAACAACUGCAGCAUGGCACAAGAUCCUGUUUCAAAUAAUAAAUACAGCUACAUUCAUCAUGAUG
This is a messenger RNA of Dioscorea cayenensis subsp. rotundata (Guinea yam), 1800 nucleotides long. RefSeq names its product putative pentatricopeptide repeat-containing protein At5g43820. The transcript is spliced from 2 exons. Bases 30 to 1658 code for a protein of 542 amino acids. The record is from RefSeq and is a predicted model, not a curated record. NCBI's taxonomy places the organism in Eukaryota, Viridiplantae, Streptophyta, Magnoliopsida, Dioscoreales, Dioscoreaceae. Gene Ontology annotation, molecular function: protein binding.